CUUAUCUUAUCGAUUUUGUGUGUGUGUUUUGUGCAAUAAUAGUGAGAAAAAUGGGUCUUCUAGGCGGUUUUAAAGCGAAACUGAUCGGAGGACCCAAAAAAACACGAAAAAUCGAUAACAGUAUAGUUGUAGGUGUUAGGUUUAAGACGUUUUCCGAAUUCGAAAGCGAUUUGCCGUCAUCUAGUGAAGUCACACAACAGAAAAAAGUUGAAUCUAGCAGAAAAAACAAGCUUACUAGCGGUUUUACACCCGGAACCUUAAAUUUUACAUCCGGUGCCUCAAAGUCUGACACAAACGCGACCUUAAAAUUUACACCACCAAGUUCAAGUUUUGCCAAAUCGGAGCCAGAAAACGAAAUUACAUCUCGUCCCCAAGGGUUUGAGACAUCCGGAACCUUAAGUUUUGCCAAAUCUGAGCCGUCACUCACAAGUUUUGAGCGAGAAAAUGAAAUUACGUCCCCUACUUUUGAGUCUGAGACUUUUACAUCUGGAACCUUAAGUUUUCUCAAAUCUGAGCCUUCACUUACAAGUUUUGAGCGAGAUGACGGAAUUACAUCCCCUAUUUACGAGUCCGAGAAUUUUAUACCCGAAACCUUAGGCUCUACACACGGAGCCCAAAGUGUGACAUUCUCAACCCAAAAUGACACAGACGAGGAGUCAAACCCCGUUUUUGAGAAAGUUACACCCAAGCCACAACCAGCGCCGCGUAACCUUAAGGUUGAAGUUAAUUCGCCUCCAAUGCCUAAACAUAAACCACCACCACCGCCUUCUGAGAUAAGUGAUGAUGAUGGUAAUUUUACCAUACAUUUUGCUCAAAAUGGUGCUAAUAACGUCGAUAAUUCGUCGGAUGAUGAAAGUUAUAUCGACCAAGAACCGGAUUUGAGUCCUAUGGACUAUAGUAGUGUAGCAACAAGUAUUUUCUUCGGUGGUGAUGAAGAACCGACUGUUACGAGACCGAGAAAUGUGUUUUUUGAUGACGAUGAUGAUGAGGAGGGAAUGUCUGAUGCGAGCAGUGCAAGUGCUUAAGUUUUGUCAUUUUUACAUCGGGUGCCUUAAAGUUACAUUUCAAGCCUUAAGUGAAAUUUUGCCAUAUUCAUCAAUUUCUGGGUUUUUUAGUGACUUCUGAUCAAUUUUACUUGCGGUACCUUAAUUUUACAUUUGGUGCCUUAAAGUUACAUUUGUAACCUUAAGUGAAAUUUUGCUAUUUUCAACGAUUUCGUGGUUUAGAUCGACUUUCAUACAUUUUACAUUUGAAAUUAAUUACAGAAUUGCUUUGUUUCCUGGAUUUAGAUAAAAAGCUUAAAGUUUUAAUCACUCGACAAACAAAGAAUUAUUUUUUUUAUCUUUUGUUUGUCAUCGACGAUCACGUAACCGAUUACCCAAAAACACUUCUCACAAUAAUAUUAUUAUUUAUACAUCAACUCACCUGUGUAACUUGGCCAAGGGAAAAUAAAUACACAACUUUUGAUGCAA
Messenger RNA from Tribolium castaneum (red flour beetle), 1472 nucleotides. RefSeq lists its product as uncharacterized. The transcript is spliced from 2 exons. NCBI's taxonomy places the organism in Eukaryota, Metazoa, Arthropoda, Insecta, Coleoptera, Tenebrionidae. The record is from RefSeq and is a predicted model, not a curated record. Bases 51 to 1025 code for a protein of 324 amino acids.